Molecule: messenger RNA, 3465 nt
Organism: Rotaria socialis
Lineage: Eukaryota; Metazoa; Rotifera; Eurotatoria; Philodinida; Philodinidae
Source: the annotation of a GenBank genome assembly
AUGGCAACGUCAAAAGUGCCAAGUCCAACAAACGUGGUUGGAGCUACAACUGCAAAACGAGCAAGAACAAAACUCGAUACCAUUCGUCAAAUUGAAAAGCAAAUGCAAAAAUUAUGGACUAGUUUAAAACUAUUUGAAGCUGAUGCACCGGAUGAUAUUACUAAUAAUUCGAAUACAUUUUUGGUAACAUUUCCCUAUCCAUAUAUGAAUGGUUGCCUUCAUUUGGGCCAUACAUUUUCAUUAUCUAAAUGCGAGUUUGCUGUUGGUUUUCAACGUCUUCGUGGCAAACAUUGUCUGUUUCCAUUUGGAUUUCAUUGUACAGGCAUGCCUAUUCGAGCUGCUGCCGAUAAGUUGAAAUGUGAAAUAGAAGAAUAUGGUUUUCCACCGCAAUUUCCUAUUGAUACAAAUCAAAAAGAUGAAGACGACAAAACAUCAACUCCGAAACACAGUGAAAAUAGCAAAACCGAUAAUAAGUCGAAGAGCAAAAAAAGUAAAGCAACAGCUAAAAGUGGGGGCGGAAAAUAUCAAUGGCAAAUAAUGCGUAGUUUGGGAAUUAAUGAUGACAAUGAAAUUCGACGAUUUGUUGAUCCGCAAUAUUGGAUUUCGUAUUUUCCAACUCAUGUUAAACAUGAUCUUGAAAUGAUGGGUUUAAAAGUUGAUUGGCGUCGUUCGUUUGUAACAACUGAUAUUAAUCCAUUCUAUGAUUCAUUUGUUCGUUGGCAAUUUCAUCAUUUAAGACAAGGUGGUAAAAUUCAAUUUGGAAAACGAUAUACAAUUUAUUCGCCUAAAGACAAUCAGCCAUGCUUGGAUCAUGAUCGUAAUAGUAAUGACGAAGGCGUAGACCCACAAGAAUAUACAUUAAUUAAACUUCGCAUUCAUGAUGAUCAUAUACCAGCCAAAUUAAAAUCUCAUGUAACAUCAACAACGACUGGUGUCUACUUAGCUGCAGCUACUCUUCGACCAGAAACAAUGUAUGGUCAAACAAAUUGUUGGCUUCAUCCCGAUAUUACUUAUGUAGCGUUUGAAACAUGUUUACAUGGCAUUCUGAUUUCUACGCGGCGUGCAGCUCUUAACAUGGCGUAUCAAGAAUUUACACAUGUCUAUGGUCAAUAUACUAUUUUAGCUGAAUUUCUCGGUACAGAACUAUUCGGAUUGCCAUUACAUGCGCCACUUUCACAUUAUGAAACAGUUUACGUAUUACCUAUGAUGACAAUUAAAGAAGAUAAAGGCACAGGUGUUGUCACAUCAGUGCCAAGCGAUUCGCCAGAUGACUAUGUUGCUUUAAUGGAUAUUAAAAAUAAAGUCAAUUUACGAGAAAAAUACAAUAUAGAAGAAUCUAUGGUGUUACCUUAUGAUCCCGUGCCGAUUAUUGAACUUGAGCCGUAUGGUCGUCUUGCAGCAUCUACGAUUUGUAAUCAAAUGAAAAUUCAAUCGCAGAAUGAUGGUGGUAAAUUAUUAGAAGCUAACGAAGAAAUUUAUACAAAAUCAUUUUCUGACGGAAUACUUGUAGUUGGUAAAUAUACAAAUACUAAAGUAUCUGACGCCAAAAAGCGUGUUCGAACGGAUUUAAUUACAAAUGGACAAGCAUGUGUUUAUUAUGAACCAGAAAGAAAAGUUGCUUCUCGAUCAAAUGAUGAAUGUGUUGUUGCUCUUGUUGAUCAAUGGUUUCUUGACUAUGGUAAUGAGAAUUGGAAACAAGAAGUUAAACAUGCGUUAGAUAAAAUGAAUGUUUAUCAUACAGAAACACGUAAUCAAUUUGAAGGCGUUCUCAGUUGGUUGCAUGAACAUGCUUUUUCACGCUCCUAUGGUUUAGGAACAAAAUUACCUUGGGAUGAACAAUAUCUAAUUGAAUCAUUAUCUGAUUCGACUAUUUAUAUGGCCUAUUAUACUGUUGCUCAUCUUUUACAAGAACCAGAUUCUUUUAGUGGUGAAAAAUUAGGUCCAGCACAUAUUCAUCCGUCUCAAUUGACGAUUGAAGCUUGGGAUUAUAUAUUUUUUCCUGAAAGAUCUUAUUCAUCGUUAACAACAGAUAUUCCUCGUAAAAUACUUGAUCAACUUCGUAAUGAAUUUCAAUAUUGGUACCCAGUCGAUUUACGUACAAGUGGCAAAGAUUUAAUUCCAAAUCAUCUUACCUAUUCGAUAUUUAAUCAUACAGCUGUUUGGCCUAAUCAUCCAGAAUUGUGGCCACGUUCGUUUCGUGCUAAUGGUCAUUUAUUAUUGAAUUCAGAAAAAAUGUCAAAAGCAAAUGGCAACUUUUUGACAUUAAUAGAAGCAAUUGAAAAAUUUUCAGCAGAUGGUAUGCGUCUGACAUUAGCUGAUGCUGGUGAUUCAAUUGAAGAUGCAAAUUUUGAAGAAAAAAUGGCUGAAGCACAGCUGUUGAGUCUUUAUAAAUGCAUUGAAUGGGUUAAAGAAGUACUUCAUAUUGAUGCGGGAGAUACUGAAGAAGUAAAUAAUAAAUCAAAACAUUCAUCCGAUGAUACUACCACAAUUGAUUUAUCAACUGAUGAAAUAGUUAAAAACAAAUUUCCUUCUUCGUCUAGUAUCGAUAAAACAAAUACAGAUAGUAAUAAACAACAAACAAUGAACUAUCGAACAGAUAGUCAAUAUAAUUAUUAUGAUCGUGUAUUCGAAUCUGAAAUAAAUCUUGCGAUUCAAUUAGCUGAAGAAAGUUAUGAAAAAAUGUUAUAUAAAGAUGUUCUUAAAUAUGGAUUUUUUCAAUUACAAACAGCACGUGAUAAUUAUCGAGAAUUAUGUUCCGAAUCUGAACAAAUGAAUUUAAAUUUAAUUAAACGAUUUAUUGAAGUACAAACUAUUAUAUUGUCACCCAUUUGUCCACAUGUUUGUGAUUAUUUAUAUCAAUUACUUUAUCCUGGAAAAACAAUUAUGAAUGCUAAAUGGCCAACCGCUGGUAAAGUCGAUCAAUCAUUGGUUGAUUCAUGCGAUUAUUUAAUGAAAACUGUGCAUGCUUUUCGUGUUUGUUUGAAAUCUUAUACAACGCAAAAGAUAAAAGCGAAAUCGGAAGUAACAAUCAAUCAACCACCAUUAAUACCAACACAUGCAAUAAUCUAUAUAGCAAGUUCAUAUCCAGCAUGGCAAAAAUUUGUCAUGAAAGAAUUAAAAGAACUGUUUCUUGCAAAUAAUCAUUCAUUACCUGAUAAUAAACAAUUAGCUGGUCAUUUUCAAAAUCGACCUGAAAUCGAUAGCCGGCACCAAAAAUACGUCAUGCCAUUUGUUAAUGAUUGGAAAAAAUUAUUCGAAAAAUCUAAUGAUAUAACAUCAUUUGGUCAACGAUUGUCAUUUGAUGAAUGUGAAAUUUUAAAAUCCAAUCAAGAUUUCCUCCGACGUGCACUGAAUAUCAAACAUAUUGAUAUUCGUUUAACUAAUGAUACAACGAUGUUAAACAAUUUCGAAGAUAUUGUGCCUGGUAAACCACUUAUCUAUUUUCAUCAUGAACCAUCGAUAUGA